AACAACUAUACGGACCUACCGGGAACGGACGGUGCUGAUAACCCAAACCAUCUCAUCUGAGUCGUCUCCUCUCUCCUCUCUUCUCCAGCGUCCGAUCUCAUCCAAUCUAAAAGCUUCGAACGCUCGCUCCCUCUCUCGCGCUAAAUACAUAACAAUCAGUCGGGUUAGGGCAAGUAUGGCCGACUCUGCUGCGAGCCCCGGCGAAGGAAGUCACGAGAGCGGCGAGCAGACCCCCCACUCGAACGUGCGCGAGCAAGAUCGGUUUCUUCCGAUCGCGAAUAUUAGCCGGAUCAUGAAGAAGGCGCUUCCCGCGAAUGGAAAGAUCGCUAAGGAUGCGAAAGAGAUCAUGCAAGAAUGCGUCUCGGAGUUCAUCAGUUUCAUCACUAGCGAGGCGAGUGAUAAAUGUCAGAGAGAGAAGAGGAAGACUAUUAAUGGGGAUGAUUUGCUCUGGGCAAUGGCGACUUUAGGGUUUGAGGAUUAUAUCGAUCCGCUGAAGUUGUACUUGGCUGCAUACAGAGAGAUGGAGGGUGACACCAAGGGACCGGCAAAGGGUGGAGAUGGGCCGGCUAGGAAAGAUGCAGCUGGAGCUCAAUCAAGCAUUAAUUCCCACAUUUCACAUCAAGGUCCUUACACGCAAAAUGUGAACUAUGAGACUCCUCAAAUGGAGAGGCAGAUUGCUUAUCCAGAAGGGGGAGCUUUUUCCAUCAUAUCACAGACUCAACAUUUGAUGGUUCCCUUGGAUGGCACAAAGUAGGAGUUUCUCUCCAGUUAAUUGCAUCAUUUGGAAUCCCAUUCAAGGAGAUGCUGUACUUAUUACAUCGAGACAAUUUAAAUAUAAUCUGUACAACUGUAACUUUUUCAAAUGGUUUUGGCGCUAUUGCCAUGUCUAGUAGUCAUUCUGCCAAAGUUCAUAUAUCUGCUUGCCUUUUGGAGUAGAAUGAUUAUUCGAGGAAAAGAUGUGAACCUUUGGAUGGUUUACAUGCCUUUUGGAGUAGAAUACUAUUUAAAGAAAGAUUGCAAGAUUUAUGAUAGUCCGUAUAAGAAUUCCAUUCUCGAUUAACUUCCACUCGGGAACCGCUGAUAUUUUUGUGCUUACAUUUCCUUGACUGCUAUAUCACUAAGGAAUAUCUGAAAGCCUCGUUGGCAGUUCCAUCGCCAGCAGUGCUGGGAGUUUGUUUAUUUA
This is a messenger RNA of Vitis riparia (riverbank grape), 1183 nucleotides long. RefSeq names its product nuclear transcription factor Y subunit B-1-like. NCBI's taxonomy places the organism in Eukaryota, Viridiplantae, Streptophyta, Magnoliopsida, Vitales, Vitaceae. The transcript is spliced from 8 exons. The record is from RefSeq and is a predicted model, not a curated record. Gene Ontology annotation, cellular component: nucleus; CCAAT-binding factor complex. Bases 176 to 754 code for a protein of 192 amino acids. Gene Ontology annotation, molecular function: RNA polymerase II cis-regulatory region sequence-specific DNA binding; DNA-binding transcription activator activity, RNA polymerase II-specific; protein heterodimerization activity. Gene Ontology annotation, biological process: regulation of transcription by RNA polymerase II.